AGCAUAUGACCCAGCUGACUUUGAGCACUUGAAUGUAAGUCCAGAAAUUGAAGACCUCUUUUCAUACAUCACACGCUACACGCCCCAGGCCAUUGAACUGGAGCAUCGGCUACGGCCUUAUAUCCCCGAUUACAUUCCAGCUGUUGGGGAUAUUGAUGCCUUCAUAAAGAUUCCACCACCAGAUGGAAAACCAACAUUGGUUGGUCUAGAAGUGUUGGAUGAACCUAGUGCACGACAAAGUGAUGCCACUGUUUUAGACUUGCAGCUGCGUGCUCUUGCUAAACAUACAACUGCAAAGUCUGUGACCGUGAAAACUGUUGAAAAUGCUGAAAAGAAUACAAAAGUUAUUGAAAAGUGGGUUCGUGAUAUCAGUGAGCUUCACCGAGCCAAGCCUCCACCAACUGUCCAUUAUAGCAAACGGAUGCCAGACAUUGACAGCCUGAUGCAAGAAUGGCCAGGGGAAGUAGAAGACCUCCUUAAGGAAAUUAGUCUGCCAACAGCAGCUCUCGAGUUGGACUUGCCCUCUUAUGUGGAUAUCAUAUGUGCUACAUUGGAUAUUCCUGUAUACAAGAGUAGGAUUCAAUCAUUGCAUGUUCUCUUCACACUGUACUCUGUGUUCAAGAAUUCAGCGCACUUUAGACAGCUGGCAGAGGAAAAUUACAUUGAGAAUGAUGAUUCAGAAGCUGAUAGAUUAAUCAUCCAGUAAACCAAGUAUGUUUGCUUUAAUGUCAUUGGUGUCAUGUAAGAAAACAAAUUGUUUUGCCAAAUCUCAUGUGAAUAAUAACCUUUUAAAAAUUUCUUGCACUGGGCAUGCUUAACUCUUUACCAAAGUUUUUAGAGAACCUAUGUAAUCAUGACUGUACUCAGACACAUCAUAGUAAAUUAUGCAAAAAGCCCUUGUAUGCAUAAUAAUUAAAUAAACAAAUAAAAUUGGCACUAGCAUAAAUUUGUCUGGCCAAGAAAUACUGGGCUUAGUUUUUCAUGUUUCCUCCGUCCUCACACACACUUAAAGGUCUGUGCCAGCCUCACUAGGCUAUAAGCUAACAUGAAUGCCCCAUACUAUCACUUUAGGUUCAACAUGCUUCAGGUUUAGCCCUGUCCAUGAGAUAUCAAAAAUAUCCAAUGAUGUCUUUUGACCACACAUUCACAAACAUGCCAUAGCCAAAAGGAGUGAAUAAGUUGCAGGCCUCAGGGGGCACAACUAGGUCAUAUAAAUAUUGACCAUUAUGUGUAAUGAAAAAUCCCUCCAUUAUCUUUCUCUGUCGUGGUCUGUAUCUUUCAGAUAAUGAUACCUGUGAGGUUAAUUUUAAUGGAUCACAUUCUGUUGACUUUAAGAUGUAAGCGAUCAAUAAAAAAAAGAGUAUUAAUGUGAGUUGUUCUUCCCACUCUCUUUUAUAACAGUGUUAAUAAUUAGUGUUCAUGUCCUAUGAAGAAAAUAUAUCCAGGAUAUGUUAAUAUUGUAAAAUUGGGAAGAAAUACAACUUUAGUGAGCUGAAGAAAGGUUUUGUUAAUUCAGUAUAUAUUUCUAUUUACUUUAUCAAAAUAUAGAAAACUUUUGUAAUACACCAUGUAUAAUAAAUGUAGAAUAAAUUAACCAUAUGCCUCUGGGGAUGACAUGUGGGUACAUGCCAUA
Penaeus vannamei (Pacific white shrimp) is the source of this 1633-nucleotide messenger RNA. NCBI's taxonomy places the organism in Eukaryota, Metazoa, Arthropoda, Malacostraca, Decapoda, Penaeidae. The record is from RefSeq and is a predicted model, not a curated record.